GCAUACCAAAAUAAAGCAUUUCCUUCGAGGCCACAUCACCACAACUCUCUCAUUCUUUGUUACGAACUACGAAGCGUCUCAAACUUGCACUACAUAAAAUAUGUUUAAUUGCAUCUUCGACAACGGCUCUCACGACCCUUCUUCACCAUAAGGUCAGGCUUUUGUUUUUUGCUGUUGAAUAGUUUGAUUAGUGAUGGUAAGAGUUGAGAUGGAUGAUAUUUAAAGGUUAGAGGAAAAGGUGAGACAUUUUCAGUUUGUGAAGGUUGAUUUUGUGUUGUUUGUCUUGAGGGGUGUGUAAUGGAAGAAGGGUUGCGGCAAAACUCAGUUCCUCCUAGUUCAGGUUUUGUUGAUAAAACUAAGGUUGUAGAGGCAAAACCCCUGCGUAGUUUAGCACCUGUGUUGCCAAAAUCUCUUCAAUCUUCUCUCUCUGGCCGGUACCCUUGUGUGUUUCCUCCGUUUGUUGUGGUUGAGGAAGCUCAAGAGUCUCAACCAUCAUCACCUGCUCCCAUUCCAGCUCCAAUAAAGUCCUAUAGGAACCCAUUAGUAGAAGAAGAAGAAGAAGAAGAAACCCCACAUGGAGCCAAUGGAGAUACUUCUUCACCGAUGGAGGUUCUUGAUGGUUAUAGCCAAAAGCGUGUGCCUAUGAACAGCUGCAAAUCAUCCCAAAAGAGGGGUAGGAAAACUCAGGAGUCACAGUUUGAUUCGAGUUCCUUGGUUGGUGGUGGUAUUGGUGUGGCCCAAAGGGAUGAUGGUGACCGUGAAACGGUUAAUCUAGUGCUCAUGACUUAUGAUUCUCUUCGAAGAAGGCUGUGUCAACUUGAAGAUGCUAAGGAGUUGAACACAACCAUGGCAAUCAAGCGGGCGGAUUUGAGAGCAAGCAAUGCCUUGUCGGCUAAGGCGUUUCGAACAAACAUGAGGAAGAGAGUAGGAGCAGUGCCUGGGGUUGAGAUUGGGGACAUUUUCUUUUUACGGAUGGAAAUGGUUCUUGUGGGUUUACAUAUCCAGUCAAUGGGAGGAAUUGACUACAUGACCACCAAGGAUGAAACAGUGGCUUUAAGCAUUGUUUCUUCCGGAGUAUAUGAUGAUGAAACGGAGGAUAAUGAUGUUUUAGUUUAUAGUGGUCAGGGUGAGAACUUCAACAAGAAAGAUAAGCAUGUGAUUGAUCAGAAGCUUCAAAGGGGUAAUCUUGCUUUAGAUAGAAGUUCACGCCAACAGAAUGAAGUUAGAGUCAUCCGGGGCCUAAGAGAUGCUGUGAACAGAAGUGCAAAAAUCUAUGUCUAUGAUGGUCUGUAUAAAAUCCAAGAUUCUUGGAUAGAAAGAGGGAAAUCCGGUGGUGGUGUAUUUAAGUAUAAGUUUGUUAGAUUGCCUGGACAACCUAGUGCUAUUGCUGUUUGGAAAUCGGUUCAGAAGUGGAAGAUGGACUCGUCUUCAAGGACUGGCCUUAUUCUUGCAGACCUCUCCAGAGGAGAUGAGAGUGUUCCUGUGUCACUUGUCAAUGAAGUUGAUAACGAGAACUGCCCCGUUUUCAAUUAUUUCAAUUCUCUCAAACAUCAGAAACCAUUCAGUUUAGGGCAAUCUUCAUAUGGCUGCAACUGUUACAAAUCAUGUGUCCCUGGUGAUUUGAGCUGCUCUUGCAUUCAAAGAAAUGAAGGCGACUUUCCAUACACUGCAAAUGCUGUUCUAGUGAGUAGGACACAAUUGGUUCAUGAGUGUGGCCCAAUGUGUAAGUGUUUCCCUAACUGCAAGAAUCGAGUAUCCCAGACUGGUUUGAAGCACCAAAUGGAAGUGUUCAAAACAAAAGAUAGAGGGUGGGGACUUCGAUCACUGGAUCCUAUUCGAGCUGGUACUUUUAUUUGUGAGUAUGCUGGAGAAGUUAUUGACAGGGCCAAGGUAAAUCCAUAUGGGGGAUACAAUGAUGACUAUAUUUUUGAUACAAGCCGUAUUUAUGAUCCAUUCAAAUGGAACUAUGAGCCUAGUUUAUUGGAAGAAAUAAGCUCAAAUGUCUCUAGUGAGGAUUAUGCUAUCCCGUAUCCUCUAAUUAUCAGUUCCAAGAAUUUUGGAAAUGUGGCAAGAUUUAUGAAUCAUAGUUGCUCCCCAAAUGUUUUCUGGCAGCCAGUCUUGUAUGCGGAAAACAAUCAAUCCUUUCUUCACAUUGCAUUUUUUGCCUUAAGACACAUUCCUCCAAUGGCAGAGUUAACAUAUGAUUAUGGAUGUUCUGGUCAUGCUGAGGGUGGCAACGCACCCAAAGGGAGAAAGAAAUGCCUGUGUGGAUCAUCAAAAUGCCGUGGUUCUUUUGGUUGAUGUUUUGUUGCAGUUUGCUCAUGGACAAGCAUGGUGCUGGCAAAUGUACUGAUGGCUAAAUGAGGUUUGUGAGUCUAUUGCAUGUUUCCAAAUGCGUUGCUUUUUUCAGAUAAAGGCUCUGUAAUAAAAGCAUUUUUUUAAUAAUGUUUUCUAUUUUUUAAAUUGCUCUGUACAUUAUGAGUUAUGUUUUAUUUUAUCAAAUUUUAUAAUAAAUAAGACAUAAGUUUUAACUUAUAUAUACCAUCAAUGUAAAAUACUUUUGUGUUGACAUCUAAUAAGAAUUUAUCUUAUUGCUAUAUCAUAUUAAUGAAUAGGAUGACAUGGUAAAAAGGUCAAAUCUUAUUGGAUUUCUAUGUAAAAAUGUUUACAUUGACAUGUAUAAAAUCUAGACUCUAAGAAAUAUUAUGGCUUCUCACAGUAAAGACAUGUGAUCUAGAUCAAAUCUGCUGCAUUCUUCAACAUUUUUUGGACACACCGGAAACUCUAGAAAUGUUUACUCUAGUUGUCCAUGCAAAUUCCAUUUUGGAUUGCUAACUGCUGAAUGCUAUUUGACAGAAACAUUGAGCUUUGUUUGGGAAAUAGAAGUAGAGGAAACAAAAAAUAGAUAUGGUUGAGAAUGAAUGUGUAUUAUUUGCCUUUUAAUUUUAAUGUCUCCUAUUUUUCUUAUACUGGUGCUGACACUUGUUUCCCAUGUUUGGCUUAUCAACAAAAUUGAAAUUUUCAUAUUCCAAAUAUUUCUUAGAUGUUCUGCACAUUGACCUAUUUUUGUCAUUCCAUUUACAAAAUAAAGUUAUAUUUUCAUUUCAAAUCUUGUUUGUAAUUCCCUUCUCUUUUUCUUGUUUUGGGUUUGGGGGUUGCUUUGACAAGAAUCCAGCAAACCAUGGCUCUUUAGAAGCUUGAUAACACUUGUGUGAUGCACCCGUUUGAAUGGGGUUACUUUUGUCUCAUAAGUGUAUAUUUUAAACUCUUGCAGGUUUGGAUAAUUUGAUACUAAUAUCUUAUCAAAUAGUAUACUUUUUUCUUAUUUUAAUUUUACCAAGUCUUUGCAUUAAAAUAAAUUAGUUUUAAGCUUAGAUUAUAUAAGCUGCCAUUAAGCUAUUCCAAACUUGCAUGUAUGCUUUUUUGAAUGUAUUGUACCCAUACUCAAGGUUGUCAAUCUCG
Messenger RNA from Cajanus cajan (pigeon pea), 3462 nucleotides. Lineage: Eukaryota; Viridiplantae; Streptophyta; Magnoliopsida; Fabales; Fabaceae. The record is from RefSeq and is a predicted model, not a curated record.